Molecule: messenger RNA, 1650 nt
Organism: Gasterosteus aculeatus aculeatus (three-spined stickleback)
Lineage: Eukaryota; Metazoa; Chordata; Actinopteri; Perciformes; Gasterosteidae
Product: bolA-like protein 2
Biological process (GO): protein maturation; intracellular iron ion homeostasis
Cellular component (GO): cytosol; nucleus
Molecular function (GO): 2 iron, 2 sulfur cluster binding
Source: RefSeq, a predicted model, not a curated record
GUACAUUUGGCUACUGAUUGGUCGUCGUCACACACGCGUGCACGCUGCUUGGUCGGUUGUGAAGUCACUGUUAGCCUUCGCACACGGUGACUAAAACUAGCGAGAACAUCGUAUAAUAGACAAGCUGGACAUGGCUAUUACAGCAGAUCACAUCCGGGAUAAACUUAUUAAGGAGCUUGCGGCUGUACAUGUGGAUGUGGAGGAUACAUCACCCAACAGAUGUGCUGCCAGCUACAAAGUCCUGGUGGUGUCGUCUCAGUUUGAGGGAAAGCCGCUGUUACAGAGGCACAGGAUGGUGAAUACGUGCCUAGUAGAGGAGCUGAAAGAGAUCCACGCUUUUGAACAAAAGACCCUCACACCAGAACAGUGGGACAAACAGAAAUCACAAUGACAUGCAUACAACGCAAUGACAUUUUGGUUCUGGUGGCAAUAAAACACUUGGAUGCUUUAUUUUUGUCUUUGUUGGUUGUUUCCUGUAAGUCAUCUCAUUUUGUCAUGCCUUUUUGAAUAUUGAAUACAUGUUUUUAUCUUUGCCACUUAACAUUAUCAUUUCAUUCUCCAAUCUGAAAAAUGUAGUUUUCAGAAAGCCCGAAAAGCAGCAUAUAACCAACACAAACAUUAUUUUGGACAGAGGUAAAUGUCAGCUAAGUUAUACAGACUGAAUCUAUGAUAUAGGGUGCUGCAGGGGUGAAUUACUGGAAGUUAGCAUCACACCGGUUCCCUCCAUAAAAGCCAAUGUUAUUUUUUCCAUAGGCUUUCUGAUUAUUGCAGAAAAUAAUCUAAUCUAAUGCAAACAAACAUCCAUGAUACUACAUGAUACAGAAACACGUUUUCUUUUCAGCAAAAUGGACACCAUUUCAUAGAAUUUGGCCAAUUCAAUUUAUAUUAUGUAGCCCAAAAUUGGCCUCAGAAGGCUUCCGAAAUCCUCUGUCACGUACCCUCUCGUCGGCACAGGAAAAACUUCAACGGGCGAGAAAGAAGAAAAUAACCUCAGGGCAAGUGCAAAAGAGAAUCUCUUUACCAGAAAGAACAGAAUAUGUCAUGUACAGAAUGAACUACGUAAGAGAUUUACAACAUGCACUUGAAGGGUUACCUGUUAGCAACCAUCUAACACGCAUAGAGGCUUCCAAAUCCACAAAAGGUUCAUUUACUACAGAUACUCUUUAUCAAGUAGAAAAAAAGCUUUGAAUCCUUAAAUUUACUUAACGGGCUGCACAAUUAAUUGAAUAUGAAUUGGCAUUACCGGUACACAUUCUUUUCUCCUCCCUGUCACAUUAAUGUGAUUGAUUGCAACAAUGAUGUUUAGAAUACGUGCUGAGCUUAUGAAGCACUGCUGCAUAUCAAAUGUAGUGCUCUUAAACCAACACAUCUGCAUCCAUGUGUGCAGCCUGCAGCGGAAUAUGAUGUGUGAGUGCGGGUGUUGGUGAGUGUCUUUGAGUCUAAUGAAGCCCACACAAAGCACAGAGGUCUCCAUGAGGUGUUUUAAGAGCAGACGGACCCCCCACGUGGCUGGGAGGUUUUCAGGGUCGGACAUCACAGCUGUGCGCUUUGAUCAGUCAAUCUGGGGCUUUUUCUUUUUGGGCGAACACACAUUUGUGAUUGUCGACAUGUUUUUCUUUUCUGUAGAUCAAUAAAGCAAACUGCACAGAA